Myripristis murdjan (pinecone soldierfish) is the source of this 5417-nucleotide messenger RNA. Its product is annotated as cGMP-inhibited 3',5'-cyclic phosphodiesterase A-like. The transcript has 15 exons. Gene Ontology annotation, biological process: signal transduction. Gene Ontology annotation, molecular function: 3',5'-cyclic-nucleotide phosphodiesterase activity. Bases 218 to 3658 code for a protein of 1146 amino acids. Lineage: Eukaryota; Metazoa; Chordata; Actinopteri; Holocentriformes; Holocentridae. The record is from RefSeq and is a predicted model, not a curated record.
UUGAUUUGAGCCUUUCCAUAUUUGCUAAACUUUUGUUUUGGGGGCACAAACUCUCCAACAAUAUUUUGGUGUCUCCUAGCAGCGCGCACAGACAGCAUCAUGCGUUAUCACGGGCAUUAGACGUGAAAUGAAACAUGUAGACUGAGACAUUCACAGAGGGAUUAAAUACAUUAUUUUUCCCGGACGGCCACAGCAGCAUUCCGCUUGACUGAUAGCGAUGGCCUUGGAGGCAGACAGCGACAGAGGGUCAUCAAGGAGCGCUCAUGAAAAAUAUCCCCGGGCGGCGUUGGAGCGCAACGGCUACGUGAAGACAUGUGUCACGCCGCUGUACCAGGACGCAGGGAGCCAGUCGUGGCUGAGACUCGCCGUGACAUGGACUUACCAAGGAGUGUCGUCUGCGGUCUGCGUGGCCUCCGUCUCCGUUAUUCUCGCUCUGCUGCUCAUAUUGGUCGACUGGGAUGCAGGCAGCAGCAACGAAAAUAGCAGCGGGUCCGGCUCUCGUUUUCAUUUUGCGGCGAGCUGCGCUGUGGAGCUGCUUUUGACUGUGCUGUACCUCGUCUCUCCUGUUUUUACACUUAUAUGUGCCUUCUUCUGGGUCGGGCUGUAUCUGAUUCGCUGCGGGGUACUCAUCCGUACCGCGGUUUUCCUGCUAGCGGUGUGUCACUUGGGCGAAGCCGCGGCGCAGUCCCUCCUGCGCGGCACCGAGGAGCAGCUGCUGUCGCUCCCCGCCACCCUGGUUGUCCUCGGCUGCCUGGCCAGCGGGGCUCUGCUGGUCGUCCGGCUGGGACAGGGAGUGUCCAUACUAGUCUUUAUCAGCAUCAUCAGGGCCGUCUCCCUCGUCUCUCUGAGCAGAGUCCGGGCCAGCUGGAGACCCUACCUGGCCUACCUGCUGGGGCUGCUGGGGGUUUUGCUUGCGCGGUAUGCUGACCGGCUCCUGCCGGCCUCAGGGACCAGCGGGACGGGGUGCUGUGGCUCUGUGACCGGGGCGAAGGAGGAGGACAUCCCGGUCUUCAAGAGGAGACGGAGGUCCAGCUCCAUAGCGGCCUCGGAAAUGAUGGCUCAUACUCAGAGCAACUGCAAGUCCCACCGCAGGACUUCGCUGCCUUGCAUUCCGCGGGACCAGUCCUCUGGCACCAGUGUGACAGUGGACAUUUCAGUGAUGGGCGAGGCCCAUGGGCUGAUCUCAGACCUGCUGGCGGACCCUUCGCUGCCCCCCAACACCUGCAGCUCUCUGAAGGCUGUCAGCAACCUCCUCAGCACCCAGAUCAGCCUCCAGCCUCUCCACCGGCCUCGCAUCCCUGCAGACGCACACACCUUUUCCGACUCUGAGGAGGGGCCUGAGCGGACAGAGAAACUGGCCAUUCCAAAACGUCUCAGGCGCAGCUUGCCCCCAGGCUUACUAAGAAGGAUCUCGUCAACUUGGACCACCACCACCUCGGCCACAGGGCUGCCCACCAUCGAGCCAGGGCCGGUACGCCGGGAUCGCUCCGCCAGCAUCAAACACACCGCAGACAGUGAAUCGUGGAACAACUCGGUGAUGCUGACCAUCUGCAAGAGUCGCUCCAUGUCUGCCUCUUGUGCUGCCUCCGUCACCUCCAACCACCUGUACAGCAAACCACUGGGAAGACCAGGUUUCCCCCUGUCCAACGUAUCACCUCUGGGCUCUCCGUGCCCAUCUCCUCCCGUCCAGGGCACCCCUGUGUCCAGCCCCACCAUCAAGACAUGUUCAGUGCAGCUGCCCGAGCCCGCCGGGCCCCUGACUGAGCACGUCCGUGGCUCUGUGGCCCCCAGGAGCCACCACAGAGCCUUAACUCACAGCCAGAGUGCCCCAAGCUCCACCGCCCCUCACUGGCGGCCCCCAGCACUUUGUAGCAGCUGUGGCAGGCCAUUCAACAGUCGGCUAAACCAUGGCGUAGAGUCUGUCGAUAAAGGAGACAGAGUACCCCACCCAGAUGAGCGUGUAGUAGCGUCGUCGGACUACGACAGCACCUAUGACAGUACCUAUGAGACCAACCACAGUGACAGCAGUGACUUUGCACAGAAUGAGGAGGAGGGAGAAGGAGGCAAGAAGCCUCCCGAAGCUCAGGAAGGCUGCAGGGAGUAUCAGGCAGAGGGCAUCGCUCUUCACCCUCUCCUGCCGUCCCCAGAAGACAAACCCAUCGUUGCCCCGGAGCCUCUGGUGAUGCCAGAGCUGGAGCCUCUGAUGAACCAGCUCAACAAUUGGAAUUUCCCCAUUUUCAGUCUAGUGGAGAAAACCCAUGGCAGGACAGGCUGCAUCCUCAGCCAGGUUUCCUACAGACUCUUUGAGGACACGGGUCUGUUUGAGACCUUCAAGAUUCCUGUCCAAGAGUUCAUGAACUACUUCCACGCCUUGGAGAGCGGAUACAGGGACAUCCCUUAUCACAACCGGAUCCAUGCCACUGACGUGCUGCAUGCUGUCUGGUACCUCACCACUCAGCCUGUGCCAGGCCUCCCCACCCUGCCUACUGAGAACGGCACACACACCGACUCUGAGAAUGGCAUCACCCCUGGCACCACAGGGUUCCUGCUUUCCAAGAUGAACCCUGUGCUGGAGGCGGGCUAUGGCUCGCUGGCUGGCCUCAUCCCUGCCCUGGAGCUCAUGGCUCUGUACGUAGCUGCCGCCAUGCACGACUACGACCACCCUGGAAGAACCAACGCCUUUCUGGUCGCCACCAGUGCACCACAGGCCGUUCUCUAUAAUGACCGCUCAGUCCUGGAGAACCACCAUGCGGCUUCUGCGUGGAACCUCUUCAUGUCUCGACCUGAGUACAACUUCCUGGCUAAUCUUGAACAUGUGGAGUUCAAACGCUUCCGCUUCCUAGUCAUCGAAGCCAUCCUGGCCACCGACCUCAAGAAACACUUUGACUUCCUGGCAGAGUUCAAUGCGAAGGUGGGUGAUGAUGCAGUGUCAGGAAUUGAUUGGACCAAUGAGAACGACCGACUGCUGGUGUGCCAGAUGUGCAUUAAGCUGGCAGAUAUCAACGGGCCGCUCAAGUGUAAGGAGCUGCACCUUCAGUGGACGGAGGGGAUCGUCAACGAGUUCUACGAACAAGGCGACGAGGAGGCAAGCCUGGGCCUUCCCAUCAGCCCGUUCAUGGACCGCUCAGCACCGCAGCUGGCGAAGCUACAGGAGUCUUUCAUCACUCACAUUGUGGGACCUCUGUGCUCCUCCUACGACUCCGCUGCACUCAUGCCUGGGUGCUGGGUCGACAGCCUGGAGGGAGAGGCAGAGGCAGAGGAGGGGGAGGAACGACAGGACUCAGAGGAGGAAGAGGAGGAUAUGGCGGAGGAAGACGCAUCAACAAGUUCUGAGACCUCCCAGCGACAAGAAAAAAAGAAGGAGAGCAGGGGGAAAGUGUUUUGUGAGAUCACACAGCACCUUCUGGAGAACCAUGAAAUGUGGAAAAGAGUCAUUGCCACAGAAACCCAGGAGCAGGCCCAGAGAGAGGACCCUAACUGCAUCGGUGGCCCCGCCGAUCCAAUUACAGCCAUUCAUGAAGAAGAGGAGGAGCAAGCAAGCAAAGAGGAGGAGCCAAUAGAUGGUCAAGACGAAGGGGGAGAUGUGCAGGCUAUAGAGGAAGAGGAAGUCUUGCCUCAGUCAGAGACUUCAGGGGAAAAAGAGGAGGAACCAGAGUGAUUUAUGAGCUCUUACCUUCUCUUGAACCAGGACCCUAAACACUGUCUAAAAAAAAAAUGUUUGUUUCUCUCCAAACUAAACUCUUGAUACGGUAGCCAGCACAUCACUUCGACACGACACUGUAGAAGAUGUUUUGGGGUAAAAUGUGCCUAACAAAAACAGGGUUGGAGGACAGGGAUAAUGUGAGCCGAGUGCGUCUAACAAGGGUAGCUGGGAUGAGAGGUGAAGAGGGAGCAGAGGUAGAAGAGGAUCUGUAGACUGUGUGUCCAGUGUUUGUUGUAUUCUGGAUCAGGUGCCCUGCUCAUUGCCCCGCCCUCACCCAGGCCGCCCGUCCUGCGGCAUGGGCCAGCUGAACAGAUUCACGCAACCAGUGAAUAAAGAACUGUCACGUGCCCCCAACUGUGUUGUCGCUCCCACGCUAUCAGCACACUGUGGAGUCGCCUAUCAAGUUGUGCAAUUGCAACAAGCUCCUGCUCCAUGAAGACAAUGGGAUAAAAGCCAGGGAAAAAGCUGCAUCCACUGGGGCUCAGCCUUGUAGAUUUCAGAGGGAGACAGGAAAAAAGGGCCAAUUUUAGUACAUUUUGUAUACAAACAGACAUAUACACCCACACACGCACUUACACACACACACGCCACACACCACAUACACACAAAGCUACGGUAGAAAUACAUUCCAUGCCCGAAACAGAAUAGGAAGUUUAACAAAGAACCCUGUUGCUCUAAAAAGCUUUAUUCUUGCUCAAGGGAAAACACAACAAAACCAUUUUUUGUUCUGGUCACACGGUGUUUGUUUUUAGUCCUGUGUUUUCUCCCCCUCCGCUCCUUUUGUGUCUAGAAGUCAGUCCAGCACACCUACACGGUUCCAGGCCAUACAACUCAGGAAGACAGACCCCCCGCCGAGCGAGACACCACACUUUAGAGCUAGCAGUACCCCUACCACGGCUUCAAUAACAGAAAAAGAAAUACUGCUUACUUUAAUUCAGCACUGUUGAAGUAGUACAUUUUUAUUGACAUUAAAUGACAUUUUGUUUUUAAUAUGUCACUUUUUUCUUUUCAGUAUCCUGUGGUUCUGGCAUUACUGCACAAAGGGAACUGUCCACGGGAUUUUUUUUUUUUUUUUUUUUGUUUAAUCACAGUCGUCAUUAUGUCAGAAUCCUAUUGCAGUCUGUCAGUGUCCCAUUAAACGCUAAACAGAAUCCUCUCACCAUACGAUAUGUCACAUUAAAGCAAAAUUACAAGACAUAAAACCUGGUAAUCAGGUAUAGCGUUUUUUUUUUUUUUUUAAGUGUUAGUUGCUUCUACACUUUAUGUGACCCUCCCUAGUUACCUGCAUAAAUAAUAAUGCACCAACUUAUGGUGUGAUUUUUUCUCCUUUGCCAUAUGUUUUAUAGUUCGGUAUGUAAGCUGGCUGUUUCAGAAAGUAAAGAAAUCUGUGAAGCAGUAGUAGCCCAAGCCAGAGUUGUCACAGAGUUUCAAAUAGUGCAAACUGAUUUACCAAGGAACCUGAAAGGAACAUGAUAAAACUAUCCUGUGGAGCCCAGUGCUCAACAUAAUGCACGGUGCUUUCCUUCAAGGUUUUAUACAGCAUUAGAAGUGGCUCUCUGGAACCAGGAGGCUGCGUGUCCCUGCCAGGAACUGCAUCCAAAGGUCUAGAACCGUUGACUAAGCUUUUAUUAUCUUGGCAUGCGCUGUCAGACAACCACAGAGGCAAAGACAGCAAUGUAGAGAAAUUAAUAUCAGCCGCUCUGGGCCAGGAAAA